AAACCAGAUGAGGAAAUUCCCUUCUUUUAUGAGCAGAAGAAAAAAAAGCCCUUUUGUUCAGAAGGGUUAUGUCAAGAGGCUGAAUUAUUAUUUUCCUUUUUAAGUCGGCGGAAAGAUCUGGAGAAAGAGUUGAAGGUUGACUCAAAUUUGCCUCUCGGCAGUUCUAGCCAAGAGGUCACGAAGGACCUGCUGGACAUCAUCGACAACACCAGCAUCCGGACCAUUGAAGAGCACUCGCCCUUCACGGAGGAGGCCUGGGCGCUGCUCAUGGACGAGAGCCCGCAGAAGGCGGUGGAGGCCGACCCCAGCAGCCUCCGGCGGGCCUUCGACGACCACAGCGUGGUCCAGACGGUCCUGGACCUGGAGGAGGACUACCCCCUGAUGGGCUCUUACAAAUACCCCAUGGAGUGAGGGGCGCCCGCCCGGCAAUGCCCGCGCAGUCACGUUUCUCAGAGGGUUGGCCGAAUCUGCCCCCCGCCUCCCGCCCCCUUAACUUCCAGUUCCCUUUCGGAGCUGGGAGCCCAGCUUUGUUUUCAUUGCUUUGUUUUGUUUUCCUGUUGCUUUGAAAUAGUUCUGACUGUUCCUUGUCUUCACUUGCACCUGUUUCUUUGGUUGAUGGUCAAUAUACCUGGUGCUCAAGGCA
Messenger RNA from Myotis davidii, 643 nucleotides. It is a transcript of the gene CUNH3orf62, whose product is annotated as chromosome unknown open reading frame, human C3orf62. The annotation marks the transcript as partial. The record is from RefSeq and is a predicted model, not a curated record. The transcript has 4 exons. Lineage: Eukaryota; Metazoa; Chordata; Mammalia; Chiroptera; Vespertilionidae.